Molecule: messenger RNA, 2447 nt
Organism: Alligator mississippiensis (American alligator)
Lineage: Eukaryota; Metazoa; Chordata; Crocodylia; Alligatoridae
Gene: RABGGTB
Product: Rab geranylgeranyltransferase subunit beta
Exons: 8
Coding region: 254-1129 (291 amino acids)
Biological process (GO): protein geranylgeranylation
Cellular component (GO): Rab-protein geranylgeranyltransferase complex
Molecular function (GO): Rab geranylgeranyltransferase activity
Source: RefSeq, a predicted model, not a curated record
AUUUUUCCCAUUCUCUUAGAAAUGCUGCAUGUUGCCCUUUCUUGAACGGACAGGGUGGGAGGCUUCUUGUGUUAUGGUGCAAAAGAGAGAAGGAUUUAGUUUUGCAUAGUGGUAAUGGUAGUUUUCCUAGGUCAGUGAUGAGCCUUGGCAUGUAUUAUCUGACUAAAGUUGAAGAUUACUGCUUUAGCUCUAGAAUUACUCUGAGACCUGGGAAAUGUACUAAUUUGCUUACUAGGCUAAAUAGGAGUACUGUAUGUCGGAGUACUUGAGGAUGAGUGGUGUCUACUGGGGACUGACAGUAAUGGAUCUCAUGGGACACCUGCACCGAAUGAGCAAAGAAGAAAUUCUAGCUUUCAUCAAAUCAUGCCAACAUGAGUGUGGUGGAAUAAGUGCCAGCAUAGGUCAUGAUCCUCACCUUUUAUAUACCCUUAGUGCUGUCCAGAUUCUUAUUUUAUAUGACAGUCUCCAGGUUGUUGAUGUAAAUAAAAUUGUGGAAUAUGUACAGAGCCUUCAAAAAGAAGAUGGGUCAUUUGCAGGAGACAAAUGGGGAGAAAUAGAUACAAGAUUUUCUUUCUGUGCUGCGGCAACAUUAGCACUUCUGGGGAAGUUGGAUGCUAUUGAUGUGGAAAAAGCCGUAGAAUUUGUCCUGUCCUGUAUGAACUUUGAUGGUGGAUUUGGUUGUAGGCCAGGAUCUGAAUCGCAUGCAGGGCAAAUCUAUUGUUGCACAGGAUUUCUGGCUAUAACAGGCCAGUUACACCAAAUAAAUGCUGACUUGCUGGGCUGGUGGCUUUGUGAACGUCAGUUACCCUCUGGGGGACUCAAUGGAAGGCCAGAGAAGUUGCCAGAUGUAUGCUAUUCAUGGUGGGUGUUAGCAUCCCUGAAGAUAAUCGGCAGAUUACAUUGGAUUGACAGAGAGAAACUGCGGUGCUUUAUCUUGGCUUGCCAGGAUGAAGAGACUGGAGGAUUUGCUGACAGACCGGGAGAUAUGGUUGAUCCUUUUCACACCUUAUUUGGAAUUGCUGGACUGUCUUUGUUAGGAGAAGAACAAAUUAAGCCUGUCAGCCCUGUCUUUUGUAUGCCUGAAGAGGUCCUUCAAAGAAUAAAAGUACAGCCUGAACUUGUGAGCUAGACCACAAAUGGCUUCUGUGUUGAGCUGCAUUGAUUUUAUUGAAUGGAAGUCAUCUGAAUAUUUGCAUUUUAUGUUUACAUUAAUACAGUAAAAUGGUUGAUUUACUGUAAGCUUUGUCACUUUGUAUGUGGACUAUGUCAAAAUUAGCUUGUUUUAAUUAUCUGGGUAUAAUAAUGUACUUUUAGAUUGUAUUAGCAGAUAUAGAAAAAAUUCUAAUCUGUAAUAUGUGGGCCUUUUUUGUACAUUUCAUUCUAAUAACACUGUUAAUAGUCACAGCAGUAUUAGAAUACUUGAAUGAAUUUUGUUCUCCACACCACCAUAAGAGCAUUUCUUGAUGAUAGAAGCAUGUAUUGACAGUAAGUAUGGAGCACUGACUGUAGAAAAAGAUGAUGGAACUUAUCAAGCCUUGUUUGUUAAUAACACUUAACUUUUGGUUUAAAUUAGCCAUUGUUUAAUACUGAUAGCAACUGGUGAUAGUGCAAAGAAAUAAUUCCUAGUUCACAUACUUACUGUCCUAAAGUCCUCUAACAAAACUUUUUUAAUACUUGAAAUACAAUCUGCUUUCAGUAUUUAUUGAGGUUUGCUGACACUUAGAUAAAGACUUCCCCUUUAACCUGCACCUCCAGUAUCCUAGGUGAGUGAUACAGGCUGUUUUGGGGUGGUUCCUCUAUUUUUGGAGAAGAUCUUUCAUCCCAAAACCAGGGCAGGACUUAAAAACAUCUCAAGUUUUCAUGAGACAGGAAAAUCCAUUCUAUUCAACUUGAGCAAUGAGAGUAGUAUGAUUGGAAUAGCUUGGGCAGUACAUUUCAAGAACACCAUUCUAGAGGGAGGGCCCAAGUCAUGCUCAAGAGCUGCUGUGCACUAUUUAAACAACAAGGCUGCUGACAGAUGUGGAAAAAACAAACAAACACAUGCUUUACCAGCAGCAGAAGAGGCAGCAAAUUAGCUCAACCCAGCUCUGCAGCAUCUGUAUAGAUCAGGUGCUUCAGUGGUGUUUUUAUCUAAUAGCUGAUUUAAUCAGAUAGAUAAAAGUGCCAAAAAAGCCCCACCUGAAGUGCCUGUUCUAUACAAACUAACACAAUGCUUCUUCUGGGCAUGUGCUGGGCUUGGCACAGGUGCACCCAGUUAGAAGUAAAGUACUGUUUUGUUCUGUUUUUUUAUUCUUGUAAGCAGCCCAAAUGUAGAAGCUUUUCAGACCUCAUCCUUUGCACUUCUUUUGCGUGUAUGUGUGUGUGCCAGACAAUCACAGUGAUUCCUGUUCUACUUCAACACUGAAUUUUGGUGUUAGACAAGAAUAAAGAAACUGUUUGAAAACCCA